Molecule: messenger RNA, 2835 nt
Organism: Meyerozyma guilliermondii ATCC 6260
Lineage: Eukaryota; Fungi; Ascomycota; Pichiomycetes; Serinales; Debaryomycetaceae
Exons: 1
Coding region: 1-2835 (944 amino acids)
Biological process (GO): transmembrane transport
Molecular function (GO): oligopeptide transmembrane transporter activity
Source: RefSeq, a predicted model, not a curated record
AUGAUACCACCUCGAUUCUUAUCACGGGUCAUACUAUAUAAGGUCAAGCUUCUUUUACCUACAGCAACCUCGUACAAGAUGGCCAGCGUAGAAAAAGAGAAUGCGCUCACCGGAAUCAUCAGUGCAGGUAGUAGAUUAGAAGCAGACGACCAUGAAGUCAACUUACAUGUUCUUCAAUCUAAUGACAUCGCCCUUGGCGAUGUUGGUGCCUCAUUCACUGAGGAACAAAAAUUCUUUAUCUUGAGAAGAAUGAACAUGGAUGGUUUGUUGAGUUUGGAUCAUCUUCCUCCCUCAGCCACUUUCAUGGUCGAGAAGAUGGAGUCUUUGACGGAAGAAGAAUCUGUUGAGAUCUUGAAGGAGUACCUUACCAGCUUUGCCGACGACUGUAAUGUCUCCACCGCCGACUACAACCUCAAUCAACGUUUAGUUGCGUUGGCUCCAGCUCACCUUGGUGCUGGAAAAGGAAUCAAGGAGAAGUUGCAGAACCAAAUUGACGGAAAAUCGGACGCGGUCGACACCCAGGUGGAGGUUGGAUCUGCUGAUACUGAUGACCCCGAUUUGACCGCCGACAUCCAACAUGAAUACCACAAGGUUGUCGAUUGGCCAUUGCAAGUCAAGGUUGAAGCUGGCUUGAUUGCUUACCACUCUCCUUACCCAUCAGUAAGAAGUGUCACUGAACCUUACGAUGACCCUACUGUUCCUUGUGAGACUUUCAGAGUUUAUGUCGUCGGAAUUAUUUGGACCGCUAUUGGAUCUGUGAUUAACCAGUUUUUCUCAGAAAGACAACCAGCAAUUCUUUUCCAGCCGCUGGUAGCUCAGGUCUUCAUUUACCCAACUGGCGUACUUCUUUCUUAUAUUCUUCCAAAGAAGAGUUUCAAGAUUUGGAGAUACAACAUUAAUUUGAACCCUGGUACUUGGACAUACAAGGAGCAAAUGCUUGCAACCCUUUGUUACUCGAUUUCUGGUACCACUCCGUACGUCUCCUGGAAUAUUCUUGUUCAAAAAUCUGAAGUGUUCUACGACAACAAAUGGGUUGAUUUUGGUUAUCAAGUUCUUUUGAUGUUGUCAAGUCAGUUCCUUGGUUUUGGUUUGGCUGGAAUUAUGAGACGUUUCGUUGUUUACCCUGUCCAAUCGAUUUGGCCUACUGUUUUGCCCACCAUUGCGUUGAACAAGGCGUUGACCCUCCCAGAGCAAAAGGAAAACAUUCACGGAUGGACCAUUUCGAGGUACUAUUUCUUUUUUGCAACCUUCUUCGGUUCUUUCCUUUACUUCUGGAUUCCAAACUACCUCAUGCAAUUUCUUUCGACAUUCAACUGGAUGACAUGGAUUAAACCUUCGAAUCUUACCCUUGCUAACAUUACUGGGUCAGUGUCUGGCUUAGGUUUGAAUCCAAUCUCCACCUUUGACUGGACUGUUUUGAAUUACAAUUUACCAUUGACCAUCCCAUUCUAUUCCACCAUGAACCAAGCAAUCGGCUGGACCAUUGCAUUCUUCUGUAUUAUUGGGGUUUAUUACUCGAACAAUUUGUGGUCCCAAUACAUUCCCAUCAACACUAACGGAUUGUACACCAACACGGGCCAGCCUUAUGCCGUUACUGCAGUAUUGAACGAGAAAGGUCUCUUUGAUGAAAAGAAAUAUCAAGAAGUUGGUCCUCCAUUUUACUCGGCUGCAAAUCUCGUUGUUUAUGGCGCAUUCUUUGCCAUUUACCCUUUUGCUUUCGUUUACGAAUUCGUGGUUAACUGGAGAAUCAACUUCUUCGCUUUUAAGAGUAUCUGGCAAACCAUGAGAAACUUCCGUCGUUCUAACUAUGAGGGGUUUAACGACCCAUAUAGCAGACUGAUGGCAAAGUACAAAGAGGUACCAGACUGGGUCUUUUUCGCGGUUUUAAUUAUCUCCAUCGUUUUGUCCAUUUUGUGUGUGAAGCUUUAUCCUGCGGAGACUCCAGUGUGGGGUAUUUUCUUUGCUAUUGGUAUCAAUUUCGUCUUCUUGAUUCCUUUGGCCUCAAUCUACUCGAGAACCGGUUUUUCGUUUGGUUUGAACGUGUUAGUCGAACUUAUCGUCGGUUAUGCAUUGCCAGGUAAUGGUCUUGCCUUGAUGUUCAUCAAAGCCAUUGGUUACAAUAUCGAUGGACAAGCGGAGAACUAUAUCUCCAACCAAAAAAUGGCCCAUUACGUCCGUAUUCCACCAUGGUCAAUCUUCAGAGUGCAAAUGUUGUCUGUCUUCAUUAACUGUUUCAUUACCUUGGGUAUUAUCAGCUUCCAGCUUACCGGUAUCACCGACUAUUGCGAUCCAUUGAACAAACAGAAGUUCACUUGCGCGCAGGCCAGAACGUUCUAUUCUGCAUCAGUGUUGUGGGGUGUUAUUGGGCCCAAGAGAGUAUUCAAUGGUUUGUAUCCAAUCUUGCAGUACUGCUUCUUGAUUGGAUUCUUGUUGACAAUUCCAGCUGUCCUUUUCAAGUGGUACGGACCAAAGAAACUUACCAAGUAUUUCCAACCAACUGUCAUAAUCGGUGGUAUGUUGCUUUACGCUCCAUACAAUCUUACUUAUGUGCUUGGCGGAUUGUACUUGGCAAUUGCUUCUAUGUGGUACUUGCAAUCAAGAAAGCCCGCAUGGUGGCAGAAAUACAACUAUCUUUUCUCGGCCGGUAUGACUGCAGGAGUAGCUUUUAGUGGAAUCAUUAUUUUCUUCGCAGUUCAGUACCACGAUAAGAGUAUCAACUGGUGGGGUAACACUGUUAUGUACGCUGGAAUGGAUGGCCUGAGUGUUGCUGAUUUAAACGCUACCAUCUCCGCUCCAGAUGGUUACUUUGGACCUCGUAAGGGACACUACCCUUAG